Esox lucius (northern pike) is the source of this 2009-nucleotide messenger RNA. It is a transcript of the gene dhrs12la, whose product is annotated as DHRS-12_like_SDR_c-like domain-containing protein. The transcript has 10 exons. NCBI's taxonomy places the organism in Eukaryota, Metazoa, Chordata, Actinopteri, Esociformes, Esocidae. The record is from RefSeq and is a predicted model, not a curated record. Bases 75 to 1037 code for a protein of 320 amino acids.
AAACACACACGUGGUUUUGCUCCAAGUUAAAACUGGAGGAGAGCGCAAUAGAUAAUUCCAUAGUAAACGCAACGAUGUCUCUUUACCGGAACUCCGCUUGGUUUCUGAAAGGAUUGACUGAAUUCACCAGAAGUGCAUUCCUCUCUGCAGCUAAGCGUUUCGUGGAGAAGGACCUGGAGACGUCGAUGGCGGGGAGAGUGUUCAUGAUCACGGGAGCCAACAGUGGCAUUGGGAGAGCUACAGCCAUGGCUAUCGCCAAGAGAGGUGGGACGGUCCACAUGGUGUGUAGGAACAAAGACAAGGCGGAGGAGGCCAGGGCUGACAUCGUCAAAGAGUCCGGCAAUAAGGAAAUAUAUGUUCACAUUCUGGACCUGUCAGAGACACGGAAGGUUUGGGAAUUUGCAGAUGCCUUCAAGAAGAAGUAUAAAACAUUGAAUGUACUGAUAAAUAAUGCAGGCUGCAUCAUGCGUGAGAGGGAUGUGAACUCUGACGGGCUGGAGAAGAGCUUUGCCACUAACGUCAUGGGCGUUUAUCUACUGACCAAGGGCCUGAUUCCCUUAAUGGAGAAGAGUGCAGAUCCCCGAGUGAUCACUGUAACAUCUGGAGGAAUGUUGGUCCAGAAGCUGAGGACAGGGAACCUGCAGACAGAGAUCGGCCGUUAUGACGGGACCAUGGUCUACGCGCAGCACAAGAGGCAGCAGGUUGUGAUGACAGAGCAGUGGGCCAAGACCCACAGCAACAUCCACUUCUCCGUGAUGCACCCCGGCUGGGUCGAUACCCCCGCGGUGGCCAACGCCAUGCCCGACUUCCACCAGUCAAUGAGGGACAGCCUCCGGACCCCGGAGCAGGGAGCUGACACCGUGGUGUGGCUGGCCAUCUCGGAGAGCGCCGCCACCAAGCCCAGCGGAAGCUUCUUCCAAGAUCGGAGGGUGGUGUCGGCCCACCUGCCCCUAGCCUGGACCCACAGUUCCCAGUUGGAGCAGCAACAGUUCAUGAGUCUGAUGGAGGACCUGGCCAAGACUUUCCAGCCCCACUGAGACCAAUACCAUUCAACAGUACUUCAGCACACACUGGAACCGGCGUUGUAAACUGGGAACCAGUUCAGCAUAGCUAACAGCAGGCUACACAUAAGGGGGCACAAUGCUAACAAGUUCAGAUAGAGCAAGUGCACUUCUGAGAAAGGUAACAGAUGCACAUGGCUUAAUGCUCUUAAUAUUCAAAGCUAAAUAACUCUAGCACUGAGGGCUGAAACAGAACAGUGUUUGAUGGUGAUGCUGCUGAUUUGAGGUUCCCUGACAUGUUUGGUUGCUGAUAGGCAAAGCAUUUUUCUGUUCCCAAACAAACACAGUACCCAAACGAACUCAGCGUCUUGUCAUUUCUACCAUUUCACACAGUGACUCAAUAGAAGCUGUCAAUCAGAUGGGAAUCUGAUGUGACCUAAGUCACUUCCUCAUCCAUCCACCAAUCACACUGCAGCCUGUUGCUAUGGGCUCAGCCGAUCAACACACGGUUGGUUUGUUCUGUGUCCCUUUGAACAUGUUACCAAAAACUAAUUCGCUGAAGCCUCCGUUCGUUCGACCGCAAAGCUUAUGUACCUAACACAUUGGUGUGUGUGCUAACAAUGUGACAGCAGUAGUUGGAGGGGGGCAAACACCAGGGUAGAUUUACUGAGACCAGGCAUGAAGAAAGCUCUGACUAUCAGCUGACAGAUUUAACCUACUCAGGCCAGAUAGGUACUGUAGGGAGCCACAGCAUCACUUGACAUGUACAACACAGCUGAGGACUAUUUAUUUAAUACCACUGUUGAUUUUGGGAGCACUGGAAUACAGUACCAUGCUUAUCCAUAGGCGGUAGGGUUUAGUCCUGAAAUCCUGAUUCAGUAUUUACUGCGUAUUCCUUCUUGAUGAGAACAUUUUGCAUCCCUGUGAGGCCAUUUUAAACUGAAGCAUUUACCUAGUUUGUGAUUUUAUCCUUGGAUAAAAUAAAUAAAUAACUGAUGUAAGACCCAA